AAUCAGACUGUGCAAGACUCUCUAAACUCAUACCUCGGGCGGGAGAAGCCGAGAAAACGGGCUCCGAACGGGGAAGAGAGGAGGCGGAGUCAGCAGACGAGGACCAGAAAAAGGCCUCAGCUGCCCCGACGCCUUCGGAGAUAUCACGCUGCGAUCCCCAUGACUCAGCAACCGCGGGGCCUGAGCCACGGGGAUAGCACAUCCGACCGUCUUCCGAAAGAGAGCCGCACGAGACCUCAGCACCCUCAGGGACCGGGCCUCGCUAUGGCCGCAGGCAGCCCCCCGAGAGCUGCCUGGGCGUGCGACAUCCCCAGACAGGAACACACAUCUCAUGAGUCUCCCCAGCCGCGAUGUAGCGUGGGCAUGGAAAAACAACGUGUCGGAACUGAUUACCAGACAUGGUCUCUACUGCUUCGUCAGGAUUUCCAGGUGGUCAAGGGCGCGGACACUACAACCGCUGCACCUACAACCACUACAACCGCUGCACCUACAACCACUACAACCGCUAAGCCUACAACCACUACAACCGCUAAGCCUACAACCAAUAACGGCUGCGGAGGGAGGAACAACAACGGCUCCGCCCUGCUGCUUCCGUUGGCACUUGCAGUCUGUGUCCUCUACGGCUGGUCUUAAAGACCGGACUGAUGGCUCUUCACCUUUGGCACACACCGCCAAAAUGGCUGGACUGGGGACACAUGUUUUUUUGAAUCACUUCUCUUCCAAAACACAUUUUCUGUCAUUUUCGCUCGUUCAUUAAGUGCUGUGUUCAGACCUUGUAGCUAUGCACCAACCGGGGACACUCCCUGCUGUGUUUAUAUAGCUGGCUUGCCCACUAUGCAAAGGUAUGUGCUCCUUGAUGCAGGCAAAGUGAUUUUUAAAAAGCUUAAAAAAAUUUGCAUUCUGGAAAUGGCCUAUGUGACGUAGGCUAAAUAUGACUAGUGCUUUUGGAACUUAAAUGUGUAAUAAAAUUUGACUUUUAAUGGAUAAAA
Messenger RNA from Micropterus dolomieu (smallmouth bass), 989 nucleotides. RefSeq names its product probable 1,4-beta-D-glucan cellobiohydrolase B. The transcript has 2 exons. The coding region runs from base 160 to 633 and encodes 157 amino acids. The record is from RefSeq and is a predicted model, not a curated record. Lineage: Eukaryota; Metazoa; Chordata; Actinopteri; Centrarchiformes; Centrarchidae.